Hyposmocoma kahamanoa is the source of this 1221-nucleotide messenger RNA. RefSeq lists its product as uncharacterized. Lineage: Eukaryota; Metazoa; Arthropoda; Insecta; Lepidoptera; Cosmopterigidae. The record is from RefSeq and is a predicted model, not a curated record. The transcript has a single exon. The coding region runs from base 1 to 1221 and encodes 406 amino acids.
AUGGCACAAUUACAACUGUUUGAUUUAGCUCUGAAAAUAGUACCUGAAUAUAAUGGAGAUGCUAAUUCCUUAUAUAGAUUUAUUAAUGCAUCUGAUCAUAUCUUUACACAGUAUUUUGACAAUGAAAACGAGAAUAAUUUUCAAAAUAUUAUAAUUGUUAAUGGAUUGAUCGGAAAAUUGAAGGGAAAAGCUCUUGAUAUCGUAGACGUAAACGCUGCAAAUACGUGGCCAAGAAUUAAAGAAGUUUUGAUUGAAAAUUUUUCAGACCAAAGGGAUGAAAAUUCUCUUAACCGUGACCUUGUCAAUUUACACCAGGGAAACGAGAGCCCCCAACAGUUUUACGAUAAAUGCACAAAUUUGUUGACUACUUUGAUAAAUUACAUAAAUUUACAUAAUGACGAUCAGAACGUUAUUGCAUGCAAGCGAGAUUUUUUCACCGCCCAGGCGUUGAAAUCCUUUUUAGCUGGAUUAAGGGAGCCUUUAGGGUCUACCAUUCGUGCUAUGCGCCCCGAAUCUUUGCCUCAAGCCUUGCAAUUUAUUAAAGAAGAAGGCAAUAUAAUGUACUUACAAAAACGUAAUCAACCUCAAAGUAAUACUAAUAUCAAUAAACAGGCAAACCAAAAUUAUAAACAAAACCCUAAUUUCUACCAAAAUCCUAAUUUCAGACAAAAUAACUCACAGAGAUUUUCCCCAAAUUGGUUUCAACAAAGACCAAAUCAAAAUCAUAAUAAUAACAACCUUAACCAACAAAAUUUCAGAUCGAAUUUCAACCAGCCUCGACCUAAUCAAAACCUACCAAAUAAAUUUAACUACUUUUAUCAAGAUCCAAACUUCACUCCUAGGUCAAAACCGACCCCUAUGAGUGGUAUUUCUCACCCGAAUACUCAAAAUAAUAAUAAUCACAAUUACAGGUUUGUUCAGAAACCGAAUUUCAGAUUGCAACAACCAAAUGCACAGAGGCCAAAUUAUUUCCAAAAUGUGGGUCACUACCCUGACUUUGUUUUCGAAGAAUUAAAUCACAACGAUACAAAUAAUAAUGAGUUUGUUGAUCAAAGUUGCUUUGCUGAUUAUUCAAAUGAUUACGACAUUGAACCGGAAUUUAUUCCUGUUCCACAUGAUACAACAUCCCAAGUUGACUCUGUACCCACAUAUACACAGAUCUCUGAAAAUUGUGAUAAUCAAAAUUUUCACGAUGUUUUAAACCAAAACAACGAAACAUGA